Molecule: messenger RNA, 7211 nt
Organism: Cyclopterus lumpus (lumpfish)
Lineage: Eukaryota; Metazoa; Chordata; Actinopteri; Perciformes; Cyclopteridae
Gene: kif26bb
Product: kinesin family member 26Bb
Exons: 14
Coding region: 1-5544 (1847 amino acids)
Biological process (GO): microtubule-based movement
Molecular function (GO): microtubule motor activity; microtubule binding; ATP binding
Source: RefSeq, a predicted model, not a curated record
AUGUCCGCGCAUCCGGGCUUCGGGAGGUCCGACAGGAAAGUUGCGUGUUGCGAGAAGUGCUCUGCGACGCUCGUUGCUCUGAAGAAGCAGGCUCUGAGCCUGGCGGUCCACCAUCAGUCCUCCUGCAAGGACUCUAGUGACCUGUCUGCGUUUCUUCUCGACAACCUUCGCGUCCAUAGUCGGUCCACCAACGAGUCCAGGGACAGGGACCGGGACAGGGAGCAGGGCGAGUGUGGAGCCUGCGGCGUUAACCUGAACCAGCUCAAACAAGAGGCCGUCUAUUUGGCUCUAAGCAGGGGUCAGCCAUUAGCUAAGCCUCCCUUUGAACCCAGCUUUAGCACCGGUACACUGCUGGGCCAAAGUGAGACAAAGCACGGAGACAGGGCUCCAUGGGAAGCUGCUGCCACGGCUGUGCAUCAACCACACAGUCGCACCCACAGUCCUCACAGCCCAAGAAGCCCGAGGACGCCCCAGAGGACGCCUCAAACCCUCAGACGGAGGGGGCCCAAGCUGCCCAACCCUGAUAUGGACCGCUGGGUCGAGCAGCAGCAGCAGCUGGCCGCUUCUAAAUCUGCAUCCAGCGCUGAGGGUGUCACCAUGUACCCUUACCAUAAGGCUGCAGAUGAUGCUACGCUGUGUCGUGGGGACGCAGGGACCGUACAGACGAGCUCAAAGAUCCCUCACAUAUCCAGAGUGGUGACCAUCGCCAACACUGCUGCCAUGUCCCUUUUAGCCAGGGCUGCAGAGAAGCUCAACUUGACAUCGAGGAAGAAGGGCCAGGCCUCUGAUCCAGCUCCCGCUCAUUUGUCCACCUGCUUCAGGGAGUUGAUCCAGAAGAACCCACCGCCCGUCCCCUCCUGCCUGCUCCAAGCUGCCACUAGAACCAGAGACUCACCCAGUGUUGCCAAGGUCACGGUCUCGCUGAGGGUGAGCCCAACAUUGUUGGAGGGCCACGGCCAACCACCUGUUCUCCAUAUUGACCAGUCCAAGAGAAGAGUGACCAUAAUGGAACUAGUCAGCAGAAGGCAACCACAGGCUACAAUGACACUCGGCAGGGAUGGCAAAAAACAGCUGAAUACCUUCAACUUUGACGCUGCCUAUCCUCAAGAAUCCAGCCAGGCCGAGGUGUGUGCGGGCGUCUUGGCUGAUGUCAUCCGCUGUGUGCUCAGUGGCAGCGAUGGAUGUGUUCUGGGUUUGGGAUGUGCUGAUGUGGGCUCAUGGUCCAGCAUGGUGGGGAGCGGUGAGAGCAUCCAGAAAGUCGGGCUGGUUCCCUGUGCCAUCUCCUGGCUGUACAGCGCCAUCGAGCGGCGGAGGGAGAAGACAUGGACCGAUCUGACUGUAUCCGUGUCAGCCAUAGAGCUCUGCUGCGGAGAGGAGGACACGAUGAGGGAUCUCCUGGGGGAGGUCGUCCCCCAAUUAGGGAGUGUCCAGGACAGCCCAAAAGCCCAUAUUAGACUCCACGAGGACCCGGUCUAUGGGAUACAGCUACGUAACCACAACCGGGUGAAGGCCCCCACUGCUGAGCGGGCUGCUUCCCUGCUGGACGCGGCCAUUGCAGCACGUCGGCACAAUGACUUCCUUACGUACUUGUCUCACACCUCCAUAAUGUUCUUCACUCUCCACGUCCAACCCCCUCGUACAGAGAGCAGCACCAUUGGCAAAGGUUCACGUGGCCCCACAAAGUUGACCAUGAUAGAUGUGUGCAGUGGUAUGAGGGGUCUGAGCAAGAAUAAACCUCCAUAUUCUGAACUGGGCCCUGUGGUCUUAUCUCUACUAAGUGGACAUAAAACCAACCCCACCAAGGGCAGUAAGCUGACUAUGCUCCUUCGAGAAGCCUUGGGUCAUGUGAAUUGCCAUACCACAGUGAUCGCUCAGGUUGAUGACUCACUGGCACACCUUCAAGAGACCCUAUCCACCAUCCAGCUGGCUUCUCGCAUCCGCAGGACACAGAAGAGAACGAAGCAGUCCACUUCAUGUUCUCCUUGCGGGAGGAGUCUGACUAAAGAAAAGAGAGGGCCUCCGUCUUUGUCUCUGCGGGCGUUUCACUCCACCGAUGAGGUAGACGUCGACAUCCCUCGUUUCCGUUUGCGUGGUGAACUAGAUGAGCGCUCCAGUAGCGACCAGUCCUGUGACACAGUCAUCCAAAUAGACUCGGACGGCUUGGUCCACUCCAAAGCAACCUCAAGAUUGGCACAACCUGAAUUUGUGCCCAUCAUAACCUCUUUGCAUUCUAACAAGGCUGACAUGGAUGACCCAGAGUUUACCGCUUUGCUCCAAGAGCUUCUGAGAAUUCCUCAGCUGCAGGGAGAGAAGAAGAACGAGGAAACUGUUCAAGGGAACAUUGAGAUGUUGAAUGCAGACAUCAAGCAGCCAGGGAGGGACUGUCUUAAAUGUGACACAUUCGCUGAACUUCAAGAGCGCUUGGGUUGUAUCGAUGGAAAAGAGGCAACAAUGGAUGCGCUCAAGUCUUCCUCAAAAGGCCCUUCUGUUAACAACGUCACAGCCAAGUCACAACCCCAGAAAGACACAGGGAAACAGACAGACACCGAGUCAUCAGAGGCACCACAGAAAAUGUUGUUGAAUCAGGUGUUGGGCUGCAAUCAGGCCUCUGUCGGAGAAAAGCAAACAGAUGGUGCCUUCCCAGGGGACAGUUUUCAGAGAGAGGAUUCAGGCCUAUAUGACUGUGAGGAGUGCAGUGCAACCAGUUCCAGUGAAGAACUGCUGAAUCAAACUCUCAGUCUUAACAUGACCUGUCGCUCUGAGCUGCCCAAAAACAGAACUCUUAAGUCAGCUGAUAAGCUCUCUUCUCAGAACUUUAAUGUGGAAACUCAGGGCAAGGCCAUCACCAGUUCUGCACUUCUGCCAAAUGGUACACAGGAGAGUUCUGAAGCUGCUGAUUGGUUCAAACCAAACAAAAGGACCUCACCAGUUGGCAAGAGCUCCCCCAUAUCUCCUCCCUCCUCCUGCUCCUCUUCACACUCCUUGGCUACCAGUGUUAUACUCGGAGAUGUCUUACCUAAUCACUCCACAGAGGACGUUAAGGAAAUGAAGGCCACUAUCACAGUUACCGUUCAGCAGCCACUAGAUCUGACAGGUCAAGAUGAACUUGUGUUCUCUAUGGUGGAGGAAGUGACCAUCAGUGGGGCAUUGGACAGAGGGAGGACAGGUGGAAACAUUAUUUGUAUCAGAGACACUGCCCAAUCACAGGCAUAUGUUCAAGGCUCUGCCAGCUCUCAACCAAUAAGGAUAAUCAGCAAUGUUAGUGAAGAAACUGUAGCCGCAGAAUCCUCUAAUACGAACAAUAGCUCUGUAGCUCAAUCUGUAGCAACAGAGGCUACCACUGAGAAGCCCCAGCAUCAAUUCAGAAGGGAACAUAGGUUCUUACCUUCAUUUAUAAAUCAUAUGCUGAUUGAUACAGAUGUGGAUUGUGAAUUUGAUGGUGUGAAAGAAAAAGAAAGUCCUCGUGGCACUUUUACUGAAGUCAAAUCACAGUCUGAUCUCCGAUGGAUUUGUGUUGAAUGUCCAGAAGAUAGGAAGGCACUUCAGAAGAAAAGUGACGCUUUUACUUUUGAGACACAUGCCAAAAAGUCUGACAAAGUGUUUAACGUAUCAUUUAGCCAAAGUUCUUGUGAAGAUUCAGCUUUCUGCGAUCAAACUGCGGAAAACCAAAUGCAAGGCAAGAGACCGAGACAAACAGACAAGAGCCACCCGAGAGACAGGGAGCAUGUUUAUUCCACCAACACUUCAAAGGGCUCAGAGGUGGGGGAAAUCAGUUGCAGACGUGUUGAGAAUGCCCUCAAGAGGAUUGUUUUUUCACCUGGUUGCCAGGAAACCGCCACUGCUUCUUUUAAAACAGGUAGUUUGCCUAGAGGCUGGCAAAAUGCCAACUACCAGGACAGUUACCAUUGCGGUCACAUAUCAGACAACCACAGAGACCCAAGGGGGGUGACAUCAUCCACCCUGAGUAGCCCAGGAGUAACUCUAGAGAGGAGGCAGGGCAGACAGCACUCCCCAGCGGACCACAGCCUCCGUGUCUCCUCUCCUCGGAAAUAUGGAACAGAGUACAAACAGCAUGCUAGUAUUGCUCCUAGAAAGGGCGUUGGAUCUUCGUUUGAGACCUCAAACCUAAGAAUGAAACAUGGUCAGAUGAGUGGGAGGCCAAAUUCACCCAUUGAGGACAGCAGACGGCUUUUCAGUGCCAAACUGGAACAGCUGGCUACCAAGACUAACUCCCUUGGGAGAACCCCAAGAGACUUCCCAACUCUAGAUAGAGGCAGUAGUCAGACCUACGUGAGCUUUAAGGGGAGCUCCAAGGAAAGUACUGAAGGGGCUUGUAUGGUAGGUUAUAAAGGAAGUAAUGAGGGUGAUUGUACCUUACCAAGGGCUAGCAGGAGCCCCAGGAAGAAUCCUCGGACUGACCGCAGUCAUCACUGCUUUCUUUCUGAAAAGCCUCUCACUCAGUCUGCUAGGCAUAUCCAUUCCAAGCUCUCUGCUGUGGGGAAACUUAAAAUGGCCAGCCCCAAAGUCCGUCGACUGUCUGUCCCCAGCAUCAAGAACCUCAGUCUCUCCCACAAAGGCCUGCAGCAGUCCAUCAACCGCAGCGCUAGUCUUUCUCCCGACUGUAAAACUGUUAGCUUUGAGCGGACAUCCUCCUUUCUCUCCUCUUCCCCUCCGCGGUCUUUUCACUCCAUCAGUCGCACUCCGAGCCAGAGCUCCACAUGCUCAUCCACAAAAUCUGCCAUCCAGGGAUUUGUCAAUGGCCGGUUCUCAGACCUUCUUAAGGAAAGGGCCUCCAGCCCCCCUUCAGGAGGACUGGACCAAAUGACCACAUGGCCCUCGCCAUACAGCCGGGUGACUGCUCCCCGAAUGCCCGAUCACCUGAGUGGGCAUGCGAGUGACACCACCAGUGUGUUGAGCGGAGAUUUGCCACCAGCAAUGGGGAAGACAUCCCUGAACUUCUCGAACAGGAACAGUAUGGUUAGCAGUGGAUAUGACAGCAUGGUGAGGGACAGUGAAGCCACAGGCAGCACCAUCUCAAACAGAGAUUCUGUCAGCAACCGGAGCAGCUCUCUUCUCAGUGUGGCUCGAAGCAGCCGGUCAUCUCGGAGGAGAGGCAACGCAGGUACUCACCAGCGCCGCCUUUCCCAUGAUGCACCCCUGUCCCUGAGACGCUCGGCUAGUGGUCUGCGGUCUGGCUGGGUGGAUCGGGGAAUCCCAGAGGCCUACGAGAUCAAGGUGUAUGAGAUCGACAAUGUGCAGAGGAUGCAGAAAAGAGCAGGUGCCUGCAUGCUUCAGUGCCAAGCUGAAGCUUUUGGAGCACCGUCAGCAGAGGACCUCAGAGGUCUGAGCCCGAUGCAACAACCUGAGGCGAGAGCGGGCCGGGCUCCACCUCAUGCCCGCCAAGUGGAUCCAAGAGUUCGGCCUGUGGCAGACCUUCGACGUGGACUCCCUGGAGCAUCUGGAGGCCCUCGAAGUGGUGACGGCCCGGCUGGAGGACAGGCUCAAGCUCUGCAAGGCCGGCGUCAUGAUGGUCGCCUGCUUUGAUGCCGACACCAGGAGACGGCAGAAGAAGAAGAAGAAGAAGAAGAAGAAGAAGAAGCGGCAGAGCAGAGAGCCUUGAAGGGGAGCUGAGAUGAAUUAUGCCGAGGACCAGUUGGAUGAUCCUCUGUCUCUCAGAAUGUUUAGGAUGACACAUUCAAACACUAGACGUUCUCAUCCACCACGUUGAAUGAACCGGGUGCUACACAGGGCCUUCCCUCACAGGGAGGUUAAAGGUCAGAGCCAAUGGCAGAGUGCCAUUCUUACAGCUGCCAAUAUUCUUCAGACGCCCACAUAAGAGCUCACACGUGCUGUUACGCAAUUAGCAACCGUCAUGACCUUAAAAUAUGCUCUUUUUUCUGUUGUCUGCCAUUAGAUGCAGUACAGACGUGCUUCUCCUUUUAAGACCCUGAUUAUUAUAUUUUUUUAAGCAUUGUACAGUAUUUCAAAAGCAGCCGCUUUCAGCUCAGUGCAGCAUGUAAUGCUAGCAAGACAUUUCAGUGAAACUACCAUUUAAAUAUGCUAACCUGCGGAGUAAUGAGAUCAUACAACCAUUAUUGGUUCUCUGGAAAAGGCCUGCGGGCUUCUUUUGGGUUAGAUGUUUGAUAGUCCACUUGAUGUGGGCUAGAACUACGAUGGAGACUUAACAUUGGAGCAGGUUCCUCACUGGUCUUGGCUGGUUCCACUCCUUUGAAGCUACCCGUGGAAGAUUUGGGGCAAAGCAUCUUUUUAACAUGCAUCUUUAGCUCACAGACAAAAGGAAUGCAGAUAAAUGUAUGCGAAACAUAUGAUCACAUAUAUUUAUUUGCUUUUUUUGUUGUUGCUUAAAAAAGAAGAAGUUAUAAAGCACUGAGACUAAUGGACUGACUAGUCGGCCUCAGUGUUGCUCCUUGUUCAUCCACGAUUAAGAGGUUUGCAUCCAUUAUUAUGAAUUGAGUGUUCAUACGGUGCUAUUCUGUGUGUAGCAGAAUACAACUAUGAGAAUGUGUUUGUUUAUUUAAAAUCUUUUUGAAAUGUAAAACAACGGGUGCUUGGUUCAGGUAAUUAUUUAGGAAACAAAGCCGUUAGUGUGGAUAAGUGAAGGACUGAGGGACCAGCUGGCUCCUUCAAGUGACCAACAAACACCACGUGCACGUUUUACCGUCUGCAGCGGUUGAGCAGCGAGUGAUCAAUAAACUGGAACACAUUAGUCAAAGAUUGGAGGCGCAGUGAAAAGAUGUAAUUACAUUAGAGGAAUAACGUCAUCCUGAGCCGGUGAGAGAGAAUGAUGCACAUAAUCAAUGGACAGUGCCGGGUUUCAUACCUGGAUCGAUGCAUUCAAAUGUACAGGGAACACACAAGCCCACACACACACACAUACACACGCACACAUACACACACAUACACACAUACACACGCACACAUACACAUACACGCACACACACAUACACACACACACAUACACACACGUACACGCACACACACAUACACACACAUGCACACAAACACACACACACAGACUCUCACACACACAAGCACACACAAGCACACACCUAUAUACACACACACACACGUACACACACACACACGUACACACAGACACACACUCACACACACUGGACAUCUGUUUUGUGAAACCCAGCAUGUUGUACGUUACUGUUAAUAAAUGACCAUUUAAGCACUUUGUGCUUCCA